Molecule: messenger RNA, 1240 nt
Organism: Fusarium graminearum PH-1
Lineage: Eukaryota; Fungi; Ascomycota; Sordariomycetes; Hypocreales; Nectriaceae
Exons: 4
Coding region: 4-963 (319 amino acids)
Biological process (GO): S-adenosylmethionine biosynthetic process
Cellular component (GO): methionine adenosyltransferase complex
Molecular function (GO): methionine adenosyltransferase regulator activity
Source: RefSeq, a predicted model, not a curated record
AUAAUGACUGAUCGUACUGUCCUCGUCACAGGUGCCACUGGCCUCUUGGGUCGGGAGGUAUCUGCGGCCUUUGGUCUCAAAAAUUGGGAGGUCAAGGGAACAGGCUUUUCCCGUGCAGAUGGAAUCAGUACCUUCAAAGUUGACUUGGGAAAUGAGAAUGAAGUAUCAACUUUCCUGGAUGAGACCAAACCCCAAGUCAUAGUCCACUGCGCUGCGCAGCGAUUUCCAGACAAGGUUGACAAAGACCCCGAGGGGGCCAGAGCACUCAAUGUCGCUGCAAGCAAAGCACUCGCCAAACUGGCCGCCGAAAGGGAUACCUUUGUCAUCUACAUUUCCACUGACUAUGUCUUCCCCGGUGUUCCCGGAGAUGCUCCGUACGAAGCUGACGCUGAACCUCGACCUACCAACCUCUAUGGCCAGACAAAACUCGAUGGUGAACGUGCUGUUUUAGAAACCUUCAAGGAAGCUGGCAAGGAAGGUUUAGGCGUUGUGCUUCGAGUUCCUGUCCUCUAUGGAAACGCCGAGACACCGUCCGAGAGUGCAGUCAACGUACUGAUGGAUGCUUUGUGGAAGGCGCAAACACAGGGAGCUCAGAUCAGCAUGGACCAUUGGGCUAUUCGUUAUCCUACAAACACAGAAGACAUUGGUCGAGUCUGUCACGACAUUUCGGUCAAGUAUCUCGAUACCCCAAGCAACAAUCGAGCAUCUCUUCCUAAUAUUCUCCAAUUUUCUUCUGAAGAUCGAAUGACCAAGUAUGAGAUAGUAGCCCUAUUUGGCGAAAUCAUGGGUCUGUCAACAGAAGGGAUCACUCCCAACACAGAGGGGAAUGACCGGAAUGCCAGUGUGCAGCGACCUUACGACUGCCACUUGAGCACAAAGGCGCUCAAGGACUUGGGAAUCGAUGUUUCAACGUGCGACUUCAAAGGUUGGUGGAGACGUGAGGUUCGCGCGUUUCGAAAAUAAGGGCGCACACAUCUCUCUACGCCCGUGAAAAUUCAGCAAAUAUUUGUCGAAUAUGUGUUCUGAACACAAGGUUCAGAUGAGACGAAGUGGUUCUUCGAGUGGUCUGGGUGGUUUCUGAUGGUGGAAAAGGGGGUAUGUCUCAAACUGUAGCUCGUGCCUUGGUGAGAUCCCAAGACAAAAGGAAGAGGGAGCCUCAAACCCUUCACAUGGGCUUCGUCCAUUUGAUCUUAAUGGUAUAUCGAAUAGGUGCUAAAAGUGAUGCUUUGGCCUUUGGUGU